GCACCGGGCUGAUAUAAAAGCAAGCCUCGCCAACUUUGAUCGAUGGAGUUUCUGCAAGUGAUGGACGAGAUCAAAGGAGCAUCGUGCAUUUGGGAUUUAACCUUUUCGGACAAAAGCUCUUGUUUCUGAGCCUGUGGAGGAUUUAUUUUUCUGUGACACACUGUGUUAUUGUUUUCUACUUUUUCCUCUCUCAUCUUCUGCGGGAAUCAGCUGACUGACAGCAUGGGGACACUGCUUUUAGUUGCUGUCUUUCAGGCGCUGACAGUCGGCGUGGUGACUGCUGGCUGUCCAGUGGUGUGCGAGUGUCCCGCGGGGUCUCCGUCUUGUCCCCCCGGGGUCAGCUCGGUGCCGGACGGCUGCGGCUGCUGCAAGGUGUGCGCCGCUCAGCUCAACCAGGACUGCCACGAAGGAAGGCCCUGCGACCAUCACAAAGGCCUGGAGUGCAACUAUGGCAACGAUGUGGGCCGUUCCCAUGGCAUCUGCAGGGCGAAGGCAGAGGGCCGCUCGUGCGAAUACAACGGGCGGAUUUACCAAAACGGCGAGAACUUCCACGCUGGCUGCAAGCACCAGUGCACCUGCAUCGACGGAGCGGUGGGCUGCGUGCCCCUUUGCCCCAGCCACGUGCCGCUGGCGUCCCCUUCCUGUCCGGCUCCACAGCUGGUCAAAGUGCCGGGCCAGUGCUGCCUCACCAUCGACUGCCACAAGGGAACCACCCUCGUGCCCCCCGUGCACCGCAGACCCCAACCUCCAGCUUACCCGCCUUACCCGUUCAUUCCCUAUCCGGCCUACCCCUUCCCGAAGCCUUAUCCGAAACCUUACCGGAAGCUGUACCCCUACAAACCCAAAAAGGAGAAGGACACCCUGGGGAACGAGCUGGUGGAGGUGGAGGUGGGGCUGGGGGGCGGGCGCAAGUGGGACAAGCCACGUGGAAACAAGCACCUGGCGGCCUGGAAACAGGUGGGCGAUCAGUGUGCGGUUCAGACGACUUCGUGGUCCCAGUGUUCCCGGAGCUGUGGGAUGGGUGUCUCCUCUCGUGUUACCAAUGACAAUGCCCGCUGUAAGCUGAUCAAGGAGACGCGUCUGUGCAACAUUCGGCCCUGCAGCUCCAUGUCUUUGCCUGUCAAGAGAGGAAGGAAGUGCUCCCGUACCCACAAGGCCCCCGAGCCUCACCGCCUGUCCUACGCCGGCUGCCGGAGCUCUCGCCUGUACAGGCCCAACUACUGCGGCGUGUGCCGGGACGGCCGCUGCUGCUCGCCCCGCCGCACGCGCACCGCCGGCGUGAGCUUCGCCUGUCCCGACGGCGAGCGCUUCAGCCGGGCCGUGAUGUUCAUCCAGUCCUGCAAGUGCAGCGACGAGUGCAACCACCUGAACGAGGCCGCCAUGCCUCCUCAGCGAUGGCUCUACGGAGACACACACAAGUUCAUCGACUAGUGGGAUCAUCCUCUCCCCCCUAAACCCCCAAAAAACCCUUCAUUCCCUCACAACAAGACUCUAACCCCUCCCCACACCCACAUAGUGAUCCCCAAUAUACAAUAGCUGUCCUUAGUGUAUCUAUAUGAGUAGACGCAAGCGAGGUGAACACGUCAUCAAAACGUCUUUUCUGAUUUUUUGGGGGGGAAUGGGGAAAGGAAUCUGCCUUGGAAAGAGCAAAGUGACAACCGGCUGCCAAAUGUCCCCUGAACUCUGAGACUUUUUGUUGGGGACACUAGGAGCAAAAGCUGACACACACACACACACACACACACACACACACA
Molecule: messenger RNA, 1754 nt
Organism: Perca flavescens (yellow perch)
Lineage: Eukaryota; Metazoa; Chordata; Actinopteri; Perciformes; Percidae
Product: protein CYR61
Exons: 5
Coding region: 223-1431 (402 amino acids)
Biological process (GO): positive regulation of cell migration; cell adhesion; positive regulation of cell differentiation
Cellular component (GO): extracellular region
Molecular function (GO): heparin binding; integrin binding
Source: RefSeq, a predicted model, not a curated record